Molecule: messenger RNA, 633 nt
Organism: Paramecium sonneborni
Lineage: Eukaryota; Ciliophora; Oligohymenophorea; Peniculida; Parameciidae
Source: the annotation of a GenBank genome assembly
AUGGAUAUCAACCUAGGUGAAAUAUUUAUUCCCAACGAUUAUACCUUAACUGAUUUUAAAUAUAAAGACGUUCAAAUAUAACUUUACUCUCUCAAUAGUGGUUCUACUGAUUUUGAUCUGACAGGUCAAAUCAUUUGGCCAGCUUCUAUAGAAUUAACCAAAUUCAUCAUAGAUAAUAAUCAAUUAUUUAAGGAUUAAAAUGUACUUGAAUUAGGAGCAGGAGCAGGAUUAUGUGGAUUUGUUGCCGCUAAAUAUGCAAAAAAUGUCAUUAUCACAGAUGGCAAUUAAAUCGUUUAAGAUCUUAUUACUAAAAAUAUUGAGCAUCUCAAAUUCAAAAAUGUUUAAGGUUCAUUAUUCUAAUGGGGAUAUACAAAUAGUAAAGCCUUUCAAGAUAUCAACAUUAUCAUUGGAGCAGAUAUUAUAUUCUGGCCUCAAUCUAUUGUACCUUUAUAUGAAACUAUUAAAUAUUUCACAGAAUAAAACAAUAAUAUAUAAAUAUUUGUGUCUGGAAUCAAAAGAUAUUAACAAACAGAAGAUGAAAUUGAUCAUUUAUUAACUUCAAUCAAAAGACCAAGAGUUCUUAUUAAAUCAAUUAAUGAUUAUAAAUAAACUGUGUAUAUUUAUUAAUUAUGA